AUGCACGUUUUGCGGCGUGGGUCGCCUGAGUACCGGCCUGUAGAUGGCUCGCCUGGAGGUGACUACGAUCGUAGACACGGAACCAGGGGACUAAGUCCAGAGUGGAAUGAACCUGCCCCUCAAGCAAAGCGGAAACGCUCUCUCUCUCCGGCGGACCGCUACGUACGCCCACGAUAUGAUGACAGCUAUUAUGGCCGUGACCGCCAUGGCGAGCGCGCCCGUUCUCCCGACAGACGUGGUCCGCGGAAUGCCCCACAAGACCCAGCAAUGAGAGAUACUCUCGUCUCUUUCAAGCAAUAUAGUGAUUGGUUUAAAUUCGCACAUCCCGAAUUACUUCACGAGGAUGUCGGCACCUCGCUACCUGAUGGGGUCACCUCUGACAAAAAGGACAUCUCGAUCGUCAAAAUGAGAUACGAUGAAUAUCGUCGCAAUUUUAUUCGAAAGCAGUAUCAAUAUAUGUUUGAAUAUCACCGAAAGCAUGCUUGGUUUAUUGAGAAAUACGAUUCGGGCGACCGCUAUGCGGAUAUGCGGACGCGCGUUCGGCAGCAAGGAUGGAGAGGAGCCAUUUCGCACUUUAUCGACCGAAUGGAAGCUGGAAACUUCGAUCCUUCACUGCAUGAAGAUAUUGGUACAUCUGUGCCAAGGACAAGGGUUGAUGAAGACGAGACUAUGGAUGACCAAGGCCAGACCGUUUCUGACCUUCCUUCACUUCCUACCAAAAAGGCUGGUCCGGGAGAAGUCAUGGUGGCUCCUGCAUUCCCUCAACUUAUGAUUCGAACAAUUCCUCCAGACGUUGGACGCCUUCAGCUAGAAGAGAUCCUAGUCACUCUGCAAGGCUUUAAGCACGUAGCUAUUGGAGAUCCGGUACAGAAGAGGGCGUUCAAUCGUGUCGGAUGGAUUGCCUUUGACUCUCAGGCCGAUGUCGACGCCGCAGUGCACGCAUUAGAAUCGAAGAGGAUCAGCAACAUGCGUCUUAUGGUGACGCCGACUUCUGAGCCUUUUGUGGGGAAGAUUCGCUAUACACCACCAGCUGCGAGCAAGCUCUCCCGUAUGGAAAAGGAUUUGGAGCAGGCAAAACGACUCGCAGCAAUUCUCGAGGCACAGGCAGCCGAGGUUGCUGCCUACAAGCCAUUGUUCCCGGUCGGAGCGCCGUUGUCUUCCGAACCACCCUCCGGAGAAGUCAGCAUAGUACCGAUUGAUGCCACGGCAGAACCUGGUAACCUUGAUGUCUCUAGAGGCACCAAAGCGGUCGAGGAGAGAAUUGAAAAGUUGGUUUGCGAGGUCCUUGACACCGAUGAGGAUGGGAAUCCAGACUAUGCAAAAAAGGUCGCACUUUCAUUGGAUAUAUACCUUGCGUACCUCCGCGAAGCCUUCCACUGCUGCUAUUAUUGCGUGGUUGUUGCGGAUCAUGCAGAAGAGCUCAUUCGCAAAUGCAUUAAACACGAGCGACGAGAGGAUGUGCAACAGGAAAACUCUGCACAGCAGGAACCACAAUCUCAUGAAUAUUCUGAAGAUCGAUGGGCAGAGAAUCUUGAUCAUAAGCUCGCAUGCUUGCUUGAUCAAUCUGGUGUCGAUCCGGCUGAGUAUGGUGGAACCCGCCUCGAAGAUGAACGACCCCGAAUGACCGCAGAACACAUCUCAAAGCAAGAGGAAGGGAAAUGGCGGUGCCAGAUAUGCACUAAACUAUUCAAAGCUUCGGAGUUCGUAGAAAAGCACGUAGUUAACAAACAUCCGGAAAUUAUCAAACCAAAGAUGGAUGAGUGGAAACUAUUCAACAGCUUUGUGCUUGAUCCUCAACAUAUUCUGCCUAUGUCCUCUGUUCCCGUCAACGCGACUGGGUACACUUCUCUGCCUCCUCAAGCGUAUGGUCUCCCCCCUGAUUGGAGACCACCGUAUGGAGACCCCUCGCGGUUCGAUAGUCGCAAUGGACGUGACUCCCGGGAUCGUGAUAGACGUUCGAUGCACACUGGUCGGGGUCCUUACAGACGUAGUCCCUCGCCGACUGCAUUCCCUCCACCCAUUCGGUUUACGAUGGACACUAAUAAUUCAGCCGGUGAAGGUAAUGGCACUUUAGUCCUGCCGAUCGGAAUCGGUCUUCCAGCAAAACCAGUCGAUGCAGUAUCUGCAAUGUCUAGGUCAGCGCCAAGCUCCUCGUCUUUGAUUGGGAGGUUGAGCGGUGCCCCAUUGCCACCUCCUCCUGGGGUCAAACCUGACCCUCGCUCACGAGUAAGCUACCGAGAUCUCGACCAAGUCGAAAGCUCAGAGGAUGUGGCGUUGCAAUACUGA
Serendipita indica DSM 11827 is the source of this 2286-nucleotide messenger RNA. The record is from the annotation of a GenBank genome assembly. Lineage: Eukaryota; Fungi; Basidiomycota; Agaricomycetes; Sebacinales; Serendipitaceae.